Messenger RNA from Debaryomyces hansenii CBS767, 177 nucleotides. RefSeq names its product DEHA2C07700p. The transcript has a single exon. The coding region runs from base 1 to 177 and encodes 58 amino acids. The record is from RefSeq and is a predicted model, not a curated record. Lineage: Eukaryota; Fungi; Ascomycota; Pichiomycetes; Serinales; Debaryomycetaceae.
AUGUUUUCAUCGAUCGCUGCAUUGAGACCUUGUGAGAUAACUCUGAUCCAAUAUUUGGGUAUUGAGUAUUAUAGAAGACAGCAAAAAUGUGAUUCGGUAUACCAGCUUGCAAUAGACCGACCCAAGAGAAGAUAUUUCAAUGUUAGUCCCAAGCCUUGUUUACAGCCAGCAUUAUAA